CAUCCAUUGAGGUGGCUUACAGGGAUGUGACUGGUGCUCAUGCUACAGCUUCUUGGAGGCACAGAUUUACUCUUCCACUGCCCCAUCCUUACCAUGCAGGAAAGAAUCAGGAGAGGACAGGAAGAAUCUUCUGACAGGGUCAGGCCUGCUAGUUUCUAAACCCGAAGUGAUCUCCCAGCUGGAGCAAAGGAAGGAGCCUUGGGCCCGAAAGAGAGACAGUGCUAGAGCCAUCUGUCCAGGUUGGGAGACAAGGUCUAAGACCAAGGUGUCAUCUCUCAUGAAGGAUAUUCCUGAAGAAGGAUCAUACAGGGUCAGGAUUUUGGAAAGACUCAGAAGAGAUGGUCCAAGGGAUGUUAUGUUGGGAGAAGCAUGGGAAGUCAAACACCAGUUUGUAGUGCAACAGAGAAGCCAGAGAGAUGUUUGAGGCGAGUGGUGGUCACCCACAAGAAGGCCUCUCCUGGGGAAUCAGCCUGUGAAUCAGGAGGAAGCACCAAUAUGCAGCCAGUUAUUGUUGGCCAGACAAGAGUUACCAAAGGAAAAAAAAGAGUUACCAAAGGAGAGAGGCAUCUCUCAUCUGAUGCCUAUGGAGAGAGCUUAAGAGAGAAGGACUCAGACCUAGUUCAGCAGCAGAGGAAACUAUGGAAGUGCCUCGAUUGUGAGAAAGACUUCAAAUAUUGCUCUGCUUUUAUCCAGCUUCAGAGGAUUCAUACUGGGGAGAAACUCUAUGAGUGUAACGAAUGCAGAAAAGCCUUCAGUGACAGUUCAUCCCUUACUAAACAUCAGAGGACUCAUACUGGGGAGAAACCUUACGAGUGUCAUGAAUGUGGAAAAGCCUUCAGUGAUAGUUCAUCCCUUACUACACAUCAGAGAAUUCAUACAGGGGAGAAAACUUAUCAGUGUAAUGAAUGUGGGAAGACCUUUGGCCAAAGCUCACAUCUCAUUCUUCAUCAGAGGAUGCAUACCAGAGAGCAGCCCUAUGAAUGUAAUGUGUGUGGGUGACAGUUCAUUCCUUACUAAACAUCAGAGAAUUCACACAGGAGAGAAGCCUUAUCCAUGUGAUGAAUGCAGGAAAUCCUUUAGUGACAUAGAAUCCAUACUGGGGAGAAACCAUAUGAAUGUCUUGACUGUGGGAAGGCUUUCAACCAUAGCUCACUCCUUAAAAAACAUAGGAGGAUUCAUACUGGGGAGAAACCCUAUAAAUGUAAUGAGCGUGGGAAAACAUUCAGACAGAGACCAAACUUUACAUCAGAGAAUUCAUACUGGAGAAAAACCUUAUGAAUGUAAUGAAUGUGGUAAAGCUUUCAGUGACUGCUCAUUCUUUAUCAAGCAUCAGAGGAUCCACCAGAGAGAAACCUUAUGAAAGCCAUGAAUGUGGCAAAGCCUUCAGCCAGAGCCCACACCUUAUUCGACAUCAGAGGAUUCAUACCCAAGAGAAACCUUAUAAAUGUAAGAAUGUGGGAAGGCCUUCAGCCAAAGUUCAUCCCUUACAAAACAUGUGAAAACUCAUACUGGAGAGAAACAUUAUAAAUGCAAUGAAUAUGGCAAAGCCCUGACUCAGAGCUCAUUCUUGGCCAAACAUGUAAGAACUCAUACUGGAGAGAAACAUUAUAAAUACAAUGAAUGUAAGAGAGCCUUCAACAGUAGAGUGUCCUCCAUUAAGCAUCAAAGAACACAUAUGGGCCUCACCAAAAAAAAAAUAAGUAAAUAAAUUCAAGGAAAAAAAUUAUUAUCUCAAAGAACACAUAUGGAAGAAAAACUAUGUACAUGAAAGGAGGUCUAUUUAACCCCAGCUCAUCCAGCACAAAGCAUCAGAAAAUUCAGACCAGUGAGAAAGACUAUGAGAAAAAAUAAUACGGUAAAUCUUUGGGACAGUUCAGCCUUUAUUGACCUGAAGAGAAUUUUUACCAGAUGGAAAUCCCAUCAGUGAAGUGACUUGAUCAAAUGUUUAUCAAGCAUUUACUAUGCACUUAAGAAAGCAACAGGUGCUAGCUAGGGGGUUACAGAGAAGAAUAAACAAGGAAAGGAAAGGGAGUCAAGAAGCAUUUAUUAAAUGCCUAGUAUGUGCCAGGCAUUAUGCUAAGCACUGAUGAUACACAGAAAGGAAAAGGAGAGUUCAAUGGAGUCAGCAUGUCAGCAUGGUACAGGGGAGUGAGCACUGCAUUUACCAGAAGACCUGGGUUCAAAACCCAGUUCAGCCACUCACUCUGUAGCCAAGUGACCUUAUUAGAGCAUAUUUCUCUCUCUCAGCUUCAGGAAGAAAUUGGACUCCACUUUCUCUAGGGUUUCUUCUGAAUCGAUGACUAUUUUUAUCUCUAGCA
This is a messenger RNA of Phascolarctos cinereus (koala), 2318 nucleotides long. NCBI's taxonomy places the organism in Eukaryota, Metazoa, Chordata, Mammalia, Diprotodontia, Phascolarctidae. The record is from RefSeq and is a predicted model, not a curated record.